Molecule: messenger RNA, 450 nt
Organism: Diversispora eburnea
Lineage: Eukaryota; Fungi; Glomeromycota; Glomeromycetes; Diversisporales; Diversisporaceae
Source: the annotation of a GenBank genome assembly
AUGUCUAAAAUAGAUGAACUCGAAAUAGAUGAAUUUGAAAUGGAUGAAUCUGAAAUAACUAAAAUUGAAGAUAUAUUAAUUGAUGAAGGUAUUGAAAUGAUAAUUCAUGAAUUUCGUGAUAGUGAUGAUGAAACAGAUGAAGAUGAAGAAUUAUCACUAUCUUUUCCAAUAACUAUAACGGAAGCAAUAGAUGCACUAAAAAAAGUUAUAAGCUAUCAAGAAAAUGAACAAUAUGAAAAAGAAAAUUAUAAAAUAAAUGAUAUACAAAGUGAUCAAAUCAAUAACAGUAACCAGAGUGACACUGAACGCUCAAUUGAAUGGAAUCAAGAAAUAGAAAAUAUAAUAUUUGAUAAUACAAAUUGUAUGUCAUUAGAUAUGAAAAAUGAUCCAAUAAACAUCUAUAACUUCUCUAAUACAAAUUCAAACAAUAAACAAUUACAAUAUAUGUAA